Cladocopium goreaui is the source of this 2439-nucleotide messenger RNA. NCBI's taxonomy places the organism in Eukaryota, Dinophyceae, Suessiales, Symbiodiniaceae. The record is from the annotation of a GenBank genome assembly.
UUGGCUCAAACGAAAAAGCUGAGCGCGGCAGUCAUGCCGGCGGUUGAUGAGGAGCGUCCUCACUUGGCCACGGUGACGUCAUUUUGGACAGCGGCCUGGUGGGGUUUCAUAGGCAGCGACAAGGUGGACUGCCAAGAUGGCAGCCCCAGCAGUCAGGCGGCACCGCGGAGCGCGCGCUGCGGUCGGCCCUGCGUGGUGGUGCCGUUGAUGCUGUGCGCGGCCGCCCUGGGGUCCUUGGUGACCCUGCGUUUGCAAAAGGCUGGGGCAGUGCUGACCACAGUGCCCAUGAGUCCCUACCACGAUCGCUUGCAGUCAUCGGUUCGCUUCUUCCCCUCCAGGGCGAGCGAGGUUCUGGGAGAGCUGAGCGUGAAGGAAGUGCAGGAGAUUUCUGCUUGGUUCAUGCUGCAGACGGGUGCCGCACCCUGCCGCGCGUUUGAAAACGUCAGGACCUGGCUGGCUGGACCCUCGGCGGUGGAGUUGUUGAGGCCUCCCAAGGCAGAGACUCUGGCCUACUUGGACGGCAAGGGUGUGAAGCCUCCGCGUUUCGCGCGGGUGACCAUGGUCACCAAUAGCUCGGUGCUGGAGUUCAAGGUGGGUCCCGUGGAGGAUCUGAGCAAGGCCAAGAUCAGCGAGCUGGUGCCCAAGGGAGCGAUUCCUUACUCCAAACGACCUGGCUUUGAGGAGACCUGGUUCGUCAAGCCCAUCUACGAUGCGGUGGUGACAGAGCUUGGGGCCUCUCUGUUGGUGAAAGCAUUCGGCCCCAUCUGGCCUCAGCUGGCAGGCUAUGACCCCUCCCGCGGCACCGUGUCCUUCCUGCCCCGGAACGAUCCGCUGGCGCCGCGCGGCACGCGGCGCAUUCGCAUCAAGAGCGUGGUGGUGCCGCCGGCGCCGUCGCGGCCCGAUGCGCAGUGGCUGAAUCCCCUGCCGUUGGACAUGGAGGUGAAUAUCACCGCCUGGAACGUGUCGGAGUGGAGCAUCAACCACAUCACCUUCUGCAACCAGGGACCCUUUGAUUCGCCCAAGACUUUGUUGCAGGCCUACUCCAAGGGCCAGCUGCAGAUGUGCAACGCCACCUUCUCGGCAGGCCAUUGGGAUACUCCACAGAGGGAAUCUCCAAGGGGAACUCUGCGUAAUGAGAGCCACCACAACGGCGUUUCCUGGGGUCCUUGGAGCUUUUCUGUGACCCAGAGGCCCUCCACAGGCAUUGCAGUGACGGACAUCCGCUUCCGCGGGGAACGCAUCGUUUACGAGCUGGCCCUGAUGGAUUCACAGGCGAUCUACGGCGGCUCCUUGCGGGAUCAGUUCAUGUACUCAGAUAGCGCCUACACCAUGUCCCAAUGGAGCACGUCCCUGGAGCCCGGUGUGGACUGCCCCGACAAGGCGACCUACCUCUCCGCGGCCAACUGGAUGGGACCGGACAUGAGCCGACGGCCGGAUCCCAGGGAGGCGCAGGAGUUCUGGCCCAUCUGCGUUUUCGACUGGGUGGAGGACCACGAGAUCUGGCGCCACAUGGACGCAGCGCAGAGCCGCGGCUACGUGCGCAAGACGGUGGUGGUGAGAUCCAUUGCCACAGUGGGCAACUACGAUUACAUCAUGGACGUGAAGUUCCGUAAGGACGGUGAAAUCAACGUGGAGACCCGCUUCGCUGGAUAUCCCGAGACCCGCUUCCCUGGACAGGGCGAGGAAGUCUUUAGCACCCUGGUGCGUGACGGCGUGGCGGGCAUCGUCCACACGCACAGCGUGGCCUGGAAAGCGGACAUCGAAGUGGCAGGGCAAAAGAACGCCUUGCACGUGACAGAGGUGCGUGAACACGAGUCGUCAGGUCUUGGAGUGAACUGGAAGGCGGAUGGACAGGAGCAACGUUUCCCCACCAAGAUCUUGCAGCACCACUAUGUGGACCGGGAAGGUGCCAAUUCGACCUUUGUGGCGGACACGCGGGUGCCAAAAGCCUGGGCCAUCGUGAAUCGCAAUAGCUCCGUGUCCAGUGGAGCAUGGAAGAACCCUCGCGGCUAUCGCAUCGAGCUGCUGUCCUUCUCCACGGCCCAAGUGCAUUCCCCAGAGCAUCCCUUCGUCAAGGCCAUGCCGUGGACGAAGUAUCACCUGGCUGUAACCAAGUAUCAGGACAACGAGUACCGGCCAUCCUCACCCUAUGUGAAUUUUGAUGGUCUUCAGCCUUUGAGUGGCCCAUAUGCUCAAGAUUUAGAUGUCUUCUUGUCCAACAAUGAGUCUUUGAUGGAUGAGGAUCUGGUCGCUUGGAUCGGCCUCAACAAGGAACACAUCGUGCGACAGGAAGACAUUCCAUUGGUCUCCAACUUUGGUGUGUCCUUCUCCCUGCAGCCCUGGAACUUCUUCGAUCUGAACACCGGCUCCAAUCCUCCCUCGGAGCUUUGACCGAAGUGAAACCGGGAUUUCGGAUCGAGGUUUCGACCGAUGUUGAAC